Molecule: messenger RNA, 4793 nt
Organism: Calypte anna (Anna's hummingbird)
Lineage: Eukaryota; Metazoa; Chordata; Aves; Apodiformes; Trochilidae
Gene: TOB2
Product: transducer of ERBB2, 2
Exons: 2
Coding region: 403-1425 (340 amino acids)
Biological process (GO): regulation of gene expression
Cellular component (GO): cytoplasm; nucleus
Molecular function (GO): transcription corepressor activity
Source: RefSeq, a predicted model, not a curated record
UUGCUAAGGGUGAAAGUUUGCCGUGAGUUGGCUCACUUGGGGCCAGGGCGCGGGUGGUUCCGGGCCGGCGGGGCGAGGAGAGGCGGCGGCGGUACAGGCGACACAGGCACCGGCACCCGCAUCCCCACUGCCUGGCGCACCACCUCUGGGCCACGCCGCAGCCCCCGGGCCCGCUGCGCGGAGGAACCGCACCAUCGGGGAUAAGACGAGGGAGGGGACGGGACGGGGCAGAGACCCUUCACGCACUGCCCGGGCUGCGCCCACCGGCCCCCGAUCACCGCCGCCACUAGCCGCCGGCCCUGGAGACGCGGACGAAGUGGGUUUGGAGCCAAAUCUUGUCUAUGUGCGUGUCAUUUUGUCUCUUCUAAUACGCUGCCCUGACUUGCUUGUUGCAAAGGGAGUAUGCAUCUGGAGAUCAAAGUUGCUCUUAACUUCAUCAUCUCAUACCUGUACAACAAGCUUCCUCGGAGGCGGGCAGACCUGUUUGGUGAGGAGCUAGAGCGCCUGCUGAAGAAGAAAUAUGAGGGUCACUGGUACCCAGAGAAGCCUCUGAAGGGCUCUGGCUAUCGCUGUGUUCACAUAGGGGAGACGGUGGAUCCAGUGGUGGAGCUGGCAGCCAAGCGGAGCGGGCUGGCUGUGGAGGAUGUGCGUGCCAACGUGCCGGAAGAGCUGAGCGUCUGGAUCGAUCCUUUUGAGGUUUCCUACCAGAUCGGUGAGAAAGGCUCGGUUAAGGUCCUCUACCUGGAUGACAGUGAGGGCUGCAGCGCCAUGGAGCUGGACAAAGAAAUCAAGAGCAGCUUCAACCCUGACGCCCAGGUAUUUGUCCCCAUCGGCAGCCAGGACAACUCGCUGUCCAGUUCUCCAUCCCCCUCCUUUGGCCAGUCGCCCAGCCCCACCUUCAUCCCUCGCUCUGCCCAGCCCAUCACUUUCACUACUGCCACUUUUGCUGCCACAAAGUUUGGCUCUACCAAGAUGAAGAAGGGCGGAGGAGCCGGAGGAGGGGGUGGCGGUGCAGGGGCCGGGCAGCAGCCCAGGAUGGUCAGGUCUCCCACCACCAACCUGCUGAAGCACAAGGGCCUCUCCCUCUCUAUGCACUCUCUGAACUUCGUCGGGAGCGCUGGGAGCCAAGCCCCGCAGUCACAGCUCUCCCCCAACGCCAAGGAGUUCGUUUACAGCGGGGGUUCACCGGGAGCCAGCAGCCUCUUCUUUGAUGGUGUUACCAGUGAGAGCCAGGCCACCAGCGUCCCGCCAACAUCCCAGUUCAACGCCGGCACGGGUGGUACCUUCGACAUGGCUCAGGUCUUUGGUGGCAGCACCAACAGCCUCUUCUUGGAGAAGUCGCCCUUCGUGGAAGGACUCAGCUACAACCUGAAUGCCAUGCAGUAUCCCAGCCAGUCGUUCCAGCCUGUCGUCCUGGCCAACUGAACACAAGGAAGGAGAGUAUUCCGGGGUUGGGAGGGAGGGUGGGGGGGGAAAACGAGAAAAAAAACAAACAAACAAAAAAGAGGGAGAGAAAAGGAAAAUAGAAAUAUACAGAAAAUAUUCAAAUCUUAUAAAUAUAGCUUCUUGGGAAACGAGAGAGCCCAGUGUUGUUGCGCUGUGCUGGCAACGCUCCUGAAGCACUGACUUGUUUUUUAACUCAGUCCCUGUGCUUUUUUCCUACUCACUUUUUUACUCCUUAAAUGAGUCUUGGGAUAUUUUUUUUUUUGGUUUGUGUUCCCCCCCUCACCCCCACCUUCCCCCCAGCCCAAGACUGGUGCAAACAUAGGUCAUGAUGCUCCUGAUUCCCUGCAUCCCACCCCAGCGCUGGACACAGGGUCCUUCCACCUGGGUGUAGGGACAUCUUUGUACCACCUCUCUGGAGGAGGGACGAGGAGAAGAGGAUGAGCCAGUGUCGGUGCAGAUGUGCACACACCUGUUGCAUGAUAGCCAGAAACGGGUGGGUGGGAUUGCUUUUCUGUGCCCAUGGGUGUAGACUGUUGUGCUGCUGUUGCUCCAGGCUUUCCUACCCCAGGCUGGCAUCAGCUGUUUUGUCUGUGCUGGAAAGCAGUGACUCUUCUCCUUGACCACCUCCCAGCACAUAGCAGGGAGGGCAGUGUUACUGUGAAAUGGCUGCUUCCUGCUCUCUUCCUUGUCUGCACCUCCAGCAGUCGCUACAGGAGAGUGGAGCUUUGAGCUGAGUGACUGUGGUUAUUGUCCCCUUCCACACCUGAGUGGGAGGGCGGUGGCCUUUCUGUGCCCUCUUGGGGCCGACUGGCCAUUUUGGGUGACAGCCUUGUGUAGGACACCACUUGCCUGUCCCCAUGGUUUGGGGAGGUGGCGCUGAGAUCCCCCUAGGAACCUGCCCCUGCUUCCUUGGACCUUCCCCUGCCGGGCAGUGGGGGCCAGCAUCCACCUGUGGUCAUCUGGGAUGGCAUCCUGGGUCUAAGUUCUUGUUCCCUGCUGUGAAUUCAUCUUCUUGUCUGGAAGAGGGGAUUCCUUCUGUUGUACUCGGGCAGUACUACUUUUGAGGAGGAGAAGGCUAUGUUGUUGAAGCUGCUUUUGAGUGGUAGCAUAAGAGUUUGUGCUUUCAGCAAGAUGUGUGCACCUGACUAAAUCCCUUCCCCUGCCCUUCUGGAGGAGCAGGAGGAGGUGGCUGAUCUGGUGUGGAAGGGAAGCACCUAAGCCUAAGCUUAUCAUUCCAGCCAGGUUAUAUCAGUGUGGAUGGUGGCAGGUAUAGAGCAGGGUGGGGACAGGCACUCCGAAGUCGAGUGGUCAUCCCAGUGUGUGAAUCUGUUGUGUCUCCCUUCUGCAGGCUGGAUCUGGGAGUGCUCCUGCAACUUUCCCCGGGACAAUGUGCUGCAGUCGGGUGGUAGUGGCUUUUCAGCUAGGUUGCUUCUGUGUCAGGAACUCUUAAAACCCACCUUUGCAGGAAGCCAAAGGAAGGCUGCAUCUUGCCCAGGCAGGGUGGAGGCUCUCUAGGUGGGUAGGAGGUCUCCUUGGAGGCAGUUGUGGGAGUAUGGAAGCGUGCAAAGAGGAGAGAGAUGGAAAUGAUGAGACUCCAGGCUUUGAAGUUCUCAGUUUAAAAGAAAUAUAAGCUUUUUGCUGCCUCCCAAACUUAAGGUUUGGUUUUCUUCUAAUGAUGUCUCUGGAGCACCCUCUGAAACCCACUUCUCUCUGUAUGUGUUGAACCAAUGUGCUCUUUCAAGACAUCCCUGUUUCAGGGGAGAUGAGCUUGAACUUGUGCUUUUCCCACUCCCUUCCCCUCAAGUUGAGGUGAAGGCACUCCAUCCCUCCUGCAGUUUUGUUGCCACUGCCCCUUUUCUGUUCUGUCCCAGGGAGAUGGCCACUGCUGGAGUUCUUUCAAGGAGCAUUUCCAGCACCCCCUUUCCCUCACUGGGUGACAAGGGAGACACAGUCCCCACCUCACACCCAGUGUGGGUUCCCAAGCAGGCUGCUUCCUGUUGGGCAGGUGGGCAGGGAGAGCAGAGCCCCAGCCUGCUUUCCCCCAAACCAGCACCCUCCAUCUCAACCCUGUGGGUUUCCAGACUAGGACAAGUUGCUGAGGAAUGGUCAAGCUGUUGGGUUUCCAUUUUUUUUUUUUUUUUUCCCCCUUCAGCCCCCACACUUGCAGAUGUUACCACUGCCACCCUGUCCUUCUCCCCAGGAGUGUGCUGCUGAGUGCCAGCCCACUUGCCACAUUGAUCUGAGGGACCCAAUCCAGUUGUCCUUCCUCCCCACACCUGGCCAAGUCACCAGUGAGCUUGCUCUCCUCGUGCACAGAGAAGAAGAGGAGAGGUGGGGAUGCCCUCCCCUGGCCACCUGCUUAUGUGUGUGAAGCUUUGAUGCCGCUUUGCCCUGCCACACGUACUAUACCUGCUUUAAAAAUAGUGGUGUGAGUGGAAGGAGGAAAAGAGGAGGGACCAACCUCUUUGUAUCUUAAAAGGAAAAAAGCGUGCUUCAGAAACGUUCCUCCAGCAUCAGGCAGCAAUGGACACUAACGGCCUUUUCGGGCCUUUUCUAGUCUUGGAUGUAGGCGUUCAGCUUCAAUUUUAUUUUUUAAAAACCUGCACUAAUUUACCUGGUUUCUUAGGAAGAGAAGAGAGAAAAUUUUUUUUUAACUUUUAUUUUUUAUGGGUUUGUGUUCUUUUUGUUGAUGUCUGUUUGUAUUGAAUAAUUUGCUACAUUUGUAAAAUGUAAGAGGUAUAUAUAAUAUAUGUAUAUUUCUAACGUAAAAAAAAAAACAACCCUGUAAUUUUUUUCUUUUCAAGAUUUUUUCUUAAAAAGAGGAGAGAAAAAAAUAUUUUUUCAGGAAAAAACUUUAAAAAAAAAAAAGAAGUGGUGAAGAUUCCUUUCUCCCCACUCAGCUUCCCUCCUUUCCUUCCCACCCUUCUCCAAGGAGUGAAUUGUCAAGUUGCCUUGUGGGAGAGAAUGAGUGAAAGAGAACCGAAGUCUGAAUGUCUCCAAGCAGAGGGUUUCUGUGUGUUCUCUGCUUGGGUUUCUUUCUGAGAUGGGGGGCUACUGAGAGGGGGACCCAGGGGGUUACUGUCUUUUUUUUUUUCUUUCUUUUUGUUUCUUUUUUUUUCUUUUUUCUUGGUUUUUUUUCUUUAGCGAAGGAGGAAUACAAUCAGAGUUUUGUAUUCAGAAUGUUGUGCAAUAUUUUGGAACGGGACAUUGGUGUGUCUAGAGAUUUAGUUAAAAACAAAACAAAAAAAAUCCACAAAAAAAAAAAAAAAAAAAAAGGUUGAUCAAAUCUGUACAGUUUCUAUUGUUCCAGAUUUUUUUAAGUUUGUAUUAAAAGCAUGAUAUAAUAA